This is a messenger RNA of Penicillium subrubescens, 1146 nucleotides long. Its product is annotated as DUF453 domain protein. The transcript has a single exon. Lineage: Eukaryota; Fungi; Ascomycota; Eurotiomycetes; Eurotiales; Aspergillaceae. The record is from RefSeq and is a predicted model, not a curated record. Bases 1 to 1146 code for a protein of 381 amino acids.
AUGUUCCAGUUUACGUUUCAGAGACGCGCUGUCUUCAGCACUAAGCGGUUUCUCUCAAAACAGCGAUGCCUCCCUGCAGCCUACUACCGCGGCGGCACUUCUCGCGCUGUCAUUUUCAACCAAGCCGAUCUACCUCCUCGAUCGGAAUGGGACGACAUAUUUCGCAAGGUCAUUGGUAGCCCUGAUCCGUAUGGUCGACAACUUGAUGGCCUUGGCGGGGGCAUCUCCAGCCUGUCUAAGGUCUGCGUAGUCGGGGCUCCCACGCACCCCGACGCCGAUGUUGACUAUACCUUCGUCUCCCUUGGCGUCAAGAAUACCGAUGUCGAUUACUCAAGCAACUGUGGCAAUAUGAUCAGUGCUAUCGGCCCUUUUGCCAUUGACCAGAAGCUUGUCUCUGCACAGUCACCGGACUCGGCUACCGUCCGUAUCCACAACACCAACACUGGCAAGAUCAUCAAUGCGACAUUCCCCGUCGUGGAUGGUGAAGCUGCAAGUACCGGUGACUUUGCCAUUGAUGGUGUCGCUGGGACGGCUGCCUGCAUUCAAUUGGAUUUCAUCAACCCAGCCGGCUCGGUCACCGGAAAGCUAUUGCCAACUGGCAAUGUGAAGGAUGAAUUCGAUGGUGUCCCAGUCACUUGUAUUGACGUGGCCAAUCCAUGCGUGUUUGUUCAAGCGAGCAGCUUCGAUGUCCGAGGAGACAUGAGACCAGAUGAGAUGACAGCUCACACAGAUCUUCUCCUGCGGUUGGAUUCGAUUCGCCGCCAGGCAGCAGUUAAGAUGGGUAUAGCUCAGAAGACCGAGGAUGUCCCGGGCAGCAUUCCUAAAAUUUGCCUGGUAUCAUCACCGGAUUCUGUCAGCGAGAAAGACCCCAUUGAUUUGCUCGUGCGGGCGAUCUCAGUUGGGCAGCCGCAUAAAGCUGUGCCAAUCACUGUUGCACUAGCGGUUUCCUCGGCUGCUCGUUUGGCUGGCAGCGUCGUUGAGUCUGCAGCGAACCGGGACAAAGUCAGUGAUGCUGGUGUUACUAUCAACCACGCAAGUGGAAAUCUGCUCGUUAGGGCCCAGUUUGAUAAUGAUGAGUUGACCGCAGCGACCGUGUUUCGCACUGCACGUCGGCUGUUUGACGGGAAUAUUUAUUGGAAGAGCUGA